Messenger RNA from Ceratitis capitata (Mediterranean fruit fly), 975 nucleotides. Its product is annotated as chymotrypsinogen A. The record is from RefSeq and is a predicted model, not a curated record. The coding region runs from base 84 to 935 and encodes 283 amino acids. Lineage: Eukaryota; Metazoa; Arthropoda; Insecta; Diptera; Tephritidae. Gene Ontology annotation, molecular function: serine-type endopeptidase activity. Gene Ontology annotation, biological process: proteolysis. The transcript has a single exon.
AUCAGUCAAAUAAAAGCCUUUACUGGUGAGCUUGGCGCGGCAUUUAGUUUGUGAUAAUCCAACUAUAAAGUGCUAUUGAGGCGAUGAAGUUCUUUUUGCUUGGUCUACUGCUCAUCGACGUAGCGUGCGCAACGCCAAACACCGCUGCCUUGCGUCAAAGUCUAACGAAAGCCACUAGAAAUAUCCAACCCGAAGCGCGUAUAAUAGGCGGUGAGCCAGCAACGAAGUCAUCGCGAACAUCCUAUCUAAUUUCACUGAGCAUCUCCGCCAUUGCCUAUGCACACGUCUGUGCGGGUGCCAUCAUCGGCAAGGAAUGGGUACUAACAGCUGCGCAUUGUCUGGAGGAGUUGAAGGAAUCAGCGACCGAUGUGAUUGGCUUACCCGUCUACGCCGGUUUGCAGGAUCGUUCGGAUAUAGAAAAUGCACAAAUACGUACAAUUGAUUUCGCUUUUGCUCACAAACAAUUCAACGCCAGUCAAGAGGGUUCGCCAGAUAUCGCGCUGCUGCAUGUCACGCCUGGCUUUGAAUUUGGCGCCGAUGUCAAUGCCGUUAUUUUGCCAUAUCGGAAUGAGGAUUAUGCUAACAAAACAUCUGUCACUUAUGGCUGGGGUCUCACUCGACGCGAUGCCGAGCAGUAUGCAAAGCAGUUGCAAGUGGGAAGCGCGCAGGUCUUGUCUGAGACUCAGUGUCGUGAACAAUUGCCAGAGGACACACCGUUAGGCAGCAAUCAAAUUUGCGCGGAAACUUUGGCUUGCUUUGGCGAUGGUGGCAGUCCGUUAGUGCACGAAACGCUGGGCGGUACUGAAUUGGUUGGCAUCACUUCGUGGGGCUACACACCAUGCGGCUCCAAGGGCAGUCCAACAGUUUAUACGGAAGUCUCACGCUUUAUCAAAUGGAUAUCUGAUGUACAGUGGGCUUACUAUGUGUUGAAUUGAAUUGCAAUAAAGUAAUAAAAUUGUUUGCUGUAAAAGUUAA